GACAUGACUGCCGUUUAAGAUGUCCACCAUGGCAAACAGGAAAUGCCAAAGCACCACGGCGACCAUGCUGGAUCACCGGACAAGAGCCUGCCCUUCUUCUCCCCAUGGCCAAGCAGCCGAAAAGGCCAAAAGUCCUUUGCCUGGGGAAGACUAUGUGGAGAAGGUGAUGGACGCGAUCUCAGUUGGUCCAGGUGGCUUCCCCCCAGUCGACUCUGAGCAUAUCGACAACAGCGCGGACGGGGACUCUAGUUCAGAUUAUGUCAACAACACUUCGGAAGAGGAGGAUUACGAUGAAGGACUUCCAGAGGAAGAGGAAGGAAUCACCUACUAUAUCCGAUAUUGUCCGGAGGAUGACAGCUACCUGGAAGGGAUGGACUGCAACGGGGAAGAGUAUGUCCCCCAAGAAGAGCAUCACGUAGAGACGGACGAGUGCCAGGAAGCUAUUGAGGAGGGAGAAUGGGUGGAGACCAAGAUUCAGCACCAGGAUAACGUGGCCGAAGCGGUGGGCUACCACGAAGGCUGCAUCCAGAUUUUGGAAAGCGAGGUGGCCUGCCUAGAAAUCCAGGAUCAAGACGAGAGCCUCCAGUAUUGCCAUCCCAGCGAAGGGGGUUACUACUCCCCGGAAGCCAACGGCAACUCCCGCCGGAUGUCCCCGUACCAUGGCAGGAGCGAAGAGGGGGAUCUGGAGGAACAGGAGGAAGACAUCGACCAGAUUGUGGCGGAGAUCAAGAUGAGCAUGAGUAUGAACAGCAUUAACAGCGCAUCGGAAAUGAGCCCGGAACACGAUGGGACUGAGAACGUGCCCAAUGACUAUGCAGAGACGUGUCCCAAGGGAGAGUCCGGCCAUGCGGCCAACCGGCAUCUGGGGCGGCCCAAAUCCUUGAACAUCCCUCCAGCCUCCAAGCAACUCGGAGAUGCCCCGAGAGGCUUCAAAACCAAGUCCAAGACUCCGGAGGACAGGCAGAGCUGGCCACAAGAACAGGUAUGCAACGGCUUAGAUCAACCUAGGAAGCAACAGCGUUGUGAUCUCAAUGGGCCCAUCGACAACAAUAAUAUGCCGGAGACCAAGAAGGUACCGUCUUUCCCAAGCUUUGUGGAUGUUCCAGGCCCUUGCGAGCCCGAGGACCUCAUUGAUGGCAUCAUCUUCGCAGCAAAUUACUUGGGUUCUACCCAGUUGCUCUCCGAACGCAACCCAUCCAAAAACAUCCGGAUGAUGCAAGCCCAGGAGGCCGUCAGCCGUGUCAAGACUUCUGAAGGGGAUGCCCAUGCUUUGACAGAGGUGGACUUGUUCAUCUCCACCCAGAGGAUUAAAGUUCUUAAUGCGGACACCCAGGAAACUAUGAUGGACCAUGCGCUGCGCACCAUCUCUUACAUUGCGGACAUCGGCAACAUCGUGGUCCUGAUGGCCCGCCGUAGAAUGCCUCGGUCGGCGUCGCAGGACUGCAUCGAGACUACUCCUGGGGUGCAAGAAGGGAAGAAACAGUACAAGAUGAUCUGCCACGUUUUCGAAUCUGAGGAUGCCCAGCUGAUCGCUCAAUCGAUCGGACAAGCUUUCAGCGUGGCCUAUCAGGAAUUCCUCCGGGCCAACGGCAUCAACCCCGAAGAUCUCAGCCAGAAGGAAUACAGCGACAUCAUCAACACCCAGGAAAUGUAUAACGAUGACUUGAUUCACUUCUCCAACUCGGAGAACUGCAAAGAGCUGCAGCUGGCCAAGCACAAGGGGGAGAUCCUUGGUGUGGUGGUGGUGGAAUCUGGUUGGGGCUCCAUUUUGCCCACCGUCAUCCUGGCCAACAUGAUGAAUGGAGGGCCAGCCGCCCGUUCAGGAAAGCUCAGCAUCGGAGACCAGAUCAUGUCCAUUAAUGGGACCAGUUUAGUCGGCCUUCCUUUAGCAACCUGCCAAGGAAUCAUUAAGGUACCCCGAUACCCCGCUGGGACGCCCUACAAAGUCCCUCCAACCCAGAGUAAUAACGCCCCGCCCCCCUACUCUCCGUCUCCCAACCCCUACCAGACGGCCAUGUACCCCAUCCGAAGUGCCUACCCACAGCAGAACCUGUACGCCCAG
Molecule: messenger RNA, 2062 nt
Organism: Thamnophis sirtalis
Lineage: Eukaryota; Metazoa; Chordata; Lepidosauria; Squamata; Natricidae
Source: RefSeq, a predicted model, not a curated record